ACAUUUGCUCUUGACACAUUUUUGACAGCGGCAAGAGAGAGAUAGAGUAAAGUUGACUCACAUCUGUCAAACGCGAAAGGUGCAAAAAUGGGUUUGUUUGGGAAGACUCCGGAAAGAAACCCUAAGGAUAUGGUGAAUGAGUGGACGCACAAAUUGCGGAAAGAAGGCUACCAAUUAGACAGGCAAAUCAGAGCGAUACAGAGGGAGGAGGAUAAAGUGAAGAAGAGUCUUAAGGAGGCUGCAAAGAAGGGAGAUAAGGAUGCCAGUGUCAUACUGGCGAAGGAGAUCAUAAGAGCUAGGAAGGCUGUAACCAAAAUUUACACCUCGAAGGCUCACCUGAAUUCUGUGCAGCUGCAGAUGAAAAAUCAGCUGGCUACUUUAAGGGUGGCUGGUUCUUUGGCGAAAUCCACUGAGGUUAUGCAUGCCAUGCAGAGGCUGGUCAGGAUACCAGAGGUGGCACAGACGAUGCAGGAUAUGUCUAAGGAGAUGAUGAAGGCGGGUAUCAUCGAGGAGAUGCUCGACGAGACUUUCGAGGGGAUGGAGGAUCAGGAUGAGAUGGAGGACGCGGCGCAAGUUGAGGUCGAUAAAGUGUUGUGGGAGUUGACCGAGGGUAAACUAGGCGAAGCCCCGUUACCGCCCGUCGGCGAUACCGGAAUGGGGGAGGCUGCAAAACCAGAAGUGGAAGAGCACGAAGAGGAUGAGGAAGAGCUGGAGGAGAUGCAAAGUCGCUUGGCAGCGCUUCGAUCGUAAUAUCAUUAAUUCAGAGUUUAGAUAU
Nicrophorus vespilloides is the source of this 775-nucleotide messenger RNA. RefSeq names its product charged multivesicular body protein 3 (gene Vps24). The record is from RefSeq and is a predicted model, not a curated record. NCBI's taxonomy places the organism in Eukaryota, Metazoa, Arthropoda, Insecta, Coleoptera, Silphidae. The coding region runs from base 88 to 750 and encodes 220 amino acids. Gene Ontology annotation, cellular component: ESCRT III complex; multivesicular body. The transcript has 4 exons. Gene Ontology annotation, biological process: protein transport; late endosome to vacuole transport; endosome transport via multivesicular body sorting pathway.